Patella vulgata (common limpet) is the source of this 3290-nucleotide messenger RNA. Its product is annotated as centriolar satellite-associated tubulin polyglutamylase complex regulator 1. NCBI's taxonomy places the organism in Eukaryota, Metazoa, Mollusca, Gastropoda, Patellidae. The transcript has 9 exons. The coding region runs from base 123 to 1133 and encodes 336 amino acids. The record is from RefSeq and is a predicted model, not a curated record.
CUGCGAAAUUCCAAAAUGGCGGCGGGCACCUGCAGAUUUUGGAUAAUGGUGUUAUUUUGGUAAUUUUAUCGAUUUACUUUAGAUAAUAAUAAAAUAAAUAUCCAAUUAGUGAGUUGUGUAAAAUGGCAGAGGAAGACAGAUACUCGAUGCCUGCAGAAAAAUAUUUAACUAAACACAAUAUUUUAGUGUAUUUAGAAGAUGCUGUUACACAAUUACUGGAACACAGAGAAGAAAAUUCUAAAGUUAAUUCAGUUAAAUUUCUCACUGAUUAUUUCUCCAGCGUUCGAGAUGGCAACCAUACGAUGUUUAGAGAGUAUAGCUUCAUUCAUUCUACCCCUCAUAACAGGGCAAGUUUUGUUCGCUUGUUCUGGAAAUGUUAUCGACAGAUUGGUAAAAAAGGAGAUUUAUUAAGUAUACAGGAAUAUCAUUCUCUACUGGGACUUAUCUCCCCUGACUUCCCAUUCGAUGUUGUCAAGAAAACAGCCAGAAUUAUAUUAAUAGAUGAUGCUUUAGAUUGUUUAAUAUCUUUCACUGAUUUUAUCUAUGCAUUUCAAGCUCAGGUUUAUUAUGAAGAAUUUUUAGAGAAAUGUUCAGCCAAGUAUCGAUCUUUGUUACAAAGUUUUUGUAGUCCGCGAGAUCCGGUUGUUGUGCCGACGUCAGGCAGUGAAGAAGCUACUGUCCAUCAAAACAGUGGGCACCGUUCAGAAGAUGUGGAUUCUAUGCAUUUUUUCCGUGCUAUUUACCCGCUGUGCGAUAGAAUAGAAUAUAGUUCACCACCAAUUUCUUCUUUAAAAGAAAUCCUCUUCAACAUUCCACGAAUCUCAUUUUACGGUUUUCUAAUAUCUAUAGCAAAAAGUGAAUCAAUUAACGCACAUAUAGGUCGUUUACCACCCAAGAUGGAAUUACUGGAAGGUGGAGACACAGAACUAACAUCAUUACCAGAGGUUGCACCACAGAGAGCACCACAGAGUAACCCCCCUUCUCGCACCAUGUUAGUCCGUCCCACAAUGCCUGCACGAUCAAAAUCAGCAUUAGGUAUUACGAAACCACGGAAACCGGCUCAAAUCCCGACACAACUUAGUUCAUCGUCAUCUGAUACAGACACAGUUUCAGAUUCAACCGAAAGCAUCUGAAGAAUAUUUUUCCCCCCCCCCCCCUAAAUGUAUUAAAUGCUCGGACCAAUUUAGCAUAAGGUUGUUUUAAAAAAUUUGAAAGUUUCUAAUUUCACUUGUCCCGUUUUUUAAAAAAAAACAACAAAAAAAAACCAUCAUUUAAUUCCAGUCAUACAAUUUAAAAUUUUUUUUGGAACAUAUGACACAAUGCCAGAAUUGUUAUGCGGGUUCUAAAAUUUGAAACAUGAACUGAAUGAGUAAAAAGUUACACAUAGACUCCCAUUAGGAAAAGAGAUGACUGCACAUCUGUAGAUAAAAAUUGACAAGGAUGAAAACCAAAUUGAAAACAUAUCAGCAGUGGUCAAUUAAACACACAAUGAUUUUCAUCUAAAAUAUGUGCAUUUAUGCUUUAUUUAAACAUACAUUAUAUGCAGAUCUUUCUUUUGGCCUUAAGUGUUAUAUUAUGCAAGAGCUAAAUCUACCUAUUGCAGGUCUUUUUUUAGGCCUUAAAUGUUAUAUAAAUUAUUGAUUAAGCAUUAAACAUACAUUAUGCAAGAGCUAAAUCUGCCUAUUGCAGGUCUUUCUUUAGGCCUGAAAUGUUUUCUAAAGUGUUAAUUAGACAUUAAUUAACUGAUCCAGGCCUUAAUCAACUCUCGAUGGCAUCAGAUUUCUCCGAUAUUAAAUAGAUUAGAAUGGUUCAGCGAUACUUUGAUUUAAUCAAAUAUGGAGGACCGAGACUUAGCUUCGAUCAACCAGUACGGUGGUUGAAAUUAUUGCACACGUCUGUCAAACCUUCAAAGGAUAAUAUCUUCGCUUGCAAUAGAGUAAUUUGAAUGAAAUUUUCAAUUUACAUCAUCUACUUUCGAACUAUUAUAGAAAGAAUGGCUAGUUCUUUAUCUAAAUCUUACAUAAUGUAUCUUUAAUUAACAUUACAAGACCAUAAUCAACUCUGGAUGGCAUUGUUAGCCUGCAAUAUUUAGUGGAUUUGAAUAUGUUUUGUGAUGUAAAAAUGGAUAACCGAGACUGUGUUUAUUAUCGUACCAACGGUAGUAAUGACGAUCGAGGCUAGCCUAAAAUUGAAUCGCUAAUAUCUCGGUUCAGAGUGAAGUAAUGACCAUCACCUUGGGUUUGAUCACCUCACCUCAUUCCUUGUUGUUUUGUUGUAAUAUUUAUAUUGGUUGAUCAAAAUAAUAAAAUAUGUAUAUAUAUAUAUAGUACUUCAGUAAUAGUCUCCGUGAUCCACCCCUCUAAAUCUGCUAGUGAGAGUCUAAAACAGGGAUGUUAGCUGGGGUCAAGAGAGGCUAGAGUUAGGUUACCAGAAGUAGUAUGCCCGUUUUCAUUAACCCAAUUGGCGGAGUAGGACAUUAAACCCCAUUUUAGUCAUAUUGAUAGUGAUUACGCACGAACACAUUUGAAUUUGCUUAAAGCGAUAAUUUCAUAUUUUUAAAUUAUACUUUUAAAAUGUAUUAAAAUAAAGCCUUAAAAUAGAUGGUGUCUAUAAACAGUCCAACCUUGUUAAAGAACAAUCCUAUAAUUCACUAUUGCCAGUUGAGAAAUUGGCAAAAAUAUCAUUUUCAACUUCAAAUUCAAACGUUUGAAGAUAGCUAUUCCAAGGGGGGGGGGGGGAUAGAAAAACAAGGGAGGUAAUUGUGUUAUUAUUUCCGGGGUCAAUGAUUUUUAAGUGUGAGAAUGAUACCUAUGAUCGGAUGAUAGUGAGUUGACAACCUAUUGAGCAAAAGGCAUAGAAAUAAUUAUGUUUUGACUUUCUUAGAAAAUAUGAAAUUCUCGCUUUAAGAAUGGAUAAUGAUAAAACCAAUCACAGUAACUUUAGCCAGAAUUCAAAUAUAUUGGAAUGGGGUAUGUUGGCACAAUACUUUGGUCAUUUUGAGACUAACAUCUGGUAAUGAUGGCCUGAUAAUAACGAAGCUGCAGUUGCGGGAAAAAAUGAAAUGGAACAGGAUUUAAUGUCCUACUUUUCUGCACCGACUGGGCUAAUGAAGUCAGGCAUACGCAAAACAGUGUGUUAUAAGGAAAAUUUUGCCCGUCGAGGCUUUUUUUACGUACCCGCCAACAUAUACACUGGACCUUGUUUUAUAGUUCCAGCCAAAUACUGGGAGAAUGAUGCCGGGGAAACUAUCUUUUAAAAAAUAAAAGUAUAAACUAGCAUAUCACCUGGUU